Messenger RNA from Acanthosepion pharaonis, 1389 nucleotides. Lineage: Eukaryota; Metazoa; Mollusca; Cephalopoda; Sepiida; Sepiidae. The record is from the annotation of a GenBank genome assembly.
AUGAAUAGGGACAUGAUUCUACCUUCCCCUUCUUGGGUUCGAAAGCCUGAAGAUCUCACCAGAGAUUCCGUUCCAAUCGGCACAAGUAGACUUAGUCGCAAGUUGAUCUGUAUCGAAUACCCGGGUAUUGUUAACAAUUUAUCCAAAGCUUUGAACACAUUAGGCGGAUUGGACGAUAUUAAUACGAGGUAUUCUGAUUCGAACCAAAGACUUGAACUUCGUUGGAGGCCUGAGGAUCCAUAUUGCAAGAGUUCUUAUGGUGACAGCAGUGCCACAAACAAUUUACUGCUGAGCUUCAAGAAACGAAGAAAGAAGAGAGCUGAUGGCACUUUUGAAUAUGAACACAAAGUUGAGAUCAUUGGAACCGUGAAAGUUACCUACAGAUUUCAAGGAAUGGUAGACUUCCAAUAUUUACCAAUGAUUGCCAAACCUUCAAGCCCUGGUAGCCAAGACAAAGAAUAUAUGAGUAUAUUUGACAAACUGAUUGUGAAAAAUCCUGGUGACAUUAAGGACUGGCUUCAUAAUGAUGUCCCUUUGUUUCUACCUCCGAUCAUUUUCUCACGUAUGGACAUGCCCAUGGAGUAUCUGUACCGUUCAGAAAUGCAACAUCGAGCAGGUUUUGUAAAUCCUCAAGACCAACGUCCCAGCCAUCUUAUUGGAACAGCCAGACAAAGAAGAUCCCAUCACACAAUAUUUGUCAACUUUGAAGACAAGACUAUUCCAGAAAGGCCGUUGGUUGGGGCAGAAGCAGCACUUCGACCGAAGGUGAAAAAUUUAGAAGUGGAAGAGAAACUCCGAGCACUCUUCAAGAAAAAACCAAUUUGGUCAAGAAAUGGGCUUUGCUGUAAUAUUGACUCCCGUCGUGAUAACCUGAAAUACAUCCUCCCUCUUGUUGCUUACUACUUCAUCACUGGACCCUGGCGUAGCCUAUGGGUACGCUUUGGAUAUGACCCUCGUAAGGAUCCCUCAGCCAAAAAAUAUCAAAUUGUUGACUUCAGAGUUAGACAAAGAAGUGGGAAUGAUAUUAUCAACAUCAAAGCCAAGCGUAGUACCUUCAGCUACAAGUUACCGACUGUUGUCAGUAAGCAGACAAGUCAAGUGGCCACUAUAAACCGGUCAGAACUUGUACCAUCAAAAGAUACACAGGAAGCGCCCCCUUCAUCCAAAACCAAUGCUGAGAGUACUUACAAAUUCAGAGCGGAUGUUUUGCCACCUUUCCGUCAGAUGUUUUACCAAAUUUGCGAUAUUGAAGAUGAAGAUGUCCAAGCACUGCUUAUACAGAAUGAUGGUCAGGUAAGAAAUCAAGUGGUUCAGGGGUUUGGGGACAGGCAUUUUUUUUCUUCCCCUUUUUUACUUUUUUUUUCUCUUUCAACAUUUAGUAAAAAUUAA